Messenger RNA from Impatiens glandulifera, 970 nucleotides. RefSeq names its product germin-like protein subfamily 1 member 1. Gene Ontology annotation, molecular function: manganese ion binding. Gene Ontology annotation, cellular component: cell wall. The coding region runs from base 64 to 744 and encodes 226 amino acids. The transcript has a single exon. Lineage: Eukaryota; Viridiplantae; Streptophyta; Magnoliopsida; Ericales; Balsaminaceae. The record is from RefSeq and is a predicted model, not a curated record.
GUGUUCUGAAUUUCAUAUUCCUAGGACAAAUUUGGCCUACUCUUAUUGAGAACAAGCCAAAGAAUGCCAACCAAAAGAUUCUUUCAUCAGUCAUUUUCCACCAAUGUCAUAAUAAUCUUUCUAUUGGGCUUGGGUCUUGUCAAACCCGACCCAGAUCCACUUCAAGAUUACUGCAUCGCCAACACAAAAACCCGACAACCCUAUUCAUUUAACGGGUUACCUUGUAUAGACCCCGAGCUCGUAUUAGCAUCCCAUUUCUCAACACCUGCGUUGUCCAAACCCGGGAAUACACGGGCCAACCCGUUUGGAUUCAAUGUCACCCUAACAAAUAUCCAGAACCUUCCGGGGAUCAACACACAAGGCCUAUCCAUGGCCCGCGUGGACAUUGAAGCCAAUGGGCUAGUGCCACCUCACUCUCAUCCAAGGGCCUCAGAAGUGACCAUUUGUCUUAAGGGUCAGAUUAUAGUGGGAUUUGUCACUACCAGUAAUCAUAUGUAUACACAACAACUAAGAAGUGGUGAGUCCUUUGUUUUCCCAAAGGGGUUGAUUCAUUUCUUGUACAAUAUGGACCAGAUGAAGCCAGCUUUGGCGAUCUCAGGCUUAAGCAGCCAAAAUCCCGGUGCACAGAUUGUGUCUUUGGCUACAUUUGCUUCAACACCAGGCAUGCCGGAUGAAGUUCUUCAGAGAGCAUUUCAGAUUACACGGCCUGAAGUUGCCAAAAUAAGGAAGAAUCUUGGAGGUUGAAUAAACUAAAAGUUUGAGAAUAAUGCAUGAAAAGAAAACAAAUAAGUACUAAAUAAAUGUCCCAUUUAUGUAAAUGUUGGUGUACAUGACCAUGACAUUUGAGAUUUAAGGAAACAAGUUGUUACAAUAAGAGAAUGAAAAGGAUUCACUCAUGUUACAUGUAUGUAACUGUUUUAUUGCUAUAAAGAGUUUGCAUCAAGGAAGUGUAGUUCUAAGUUCUUUUCUA